This is a messenger RNA of Salvia hispanica, 546 nucleotides long. NCBI's taxonomy places the organism in Eukaryota, Viridiplantae, Streptophyta, Magnoliopsida, Lamiales, Lamiaceae. The record is from RefSeq and is a predicted model, not a curated record.
AUGAAAAAAUCCAUAAUUAACUGUGUAUGGAAAUCUCGACCGUGCAUCCUGCUCGGCACUUGUAAAGAAUUCAGAUGGGAUAUUCCGACUAUGAUGAAUGUAAUCUCCAUGUAUAUCCUUGUUCGUAUUCAGAGGGAGAGAAAAAUAAACAUUGGUCCGGGGAGUAUUUUCUGUGUUUUGGAGAAAGUUGAACAGAAAUGGUGGAAGAAACUAUUACGUGGAGAUGAAAAGAUACAUUAUGUCAAUGUAGACUGGGAUAAAUGGGUGGAUGAAGAUGAUGUGGAUGAUUUCUCGAAAUUUGGCGACAUGGGUCUUGAUGAUGAUGCCAUAGGGGAUGACCUUGAGGAGAGUGACGAUGAAGAUUAUUACAAUAAGUGCCUCCGCGAACAAGCUGUCGAAUAUUCAGAAGCAAGCAGAUGAGUAUGCAAGAUUGAUUAUGGAAGAAUUGGACCCUAAGUAUGUGGAGUAAGUGGGAGGUUUAGGUUUUAUAGUUUAUAAUGAUGAGAUUGAUUUUAAUUUUAAAUUUACUGUGGUGUAUAAAGAAGU